AUGCUUGAACUCUGUGCACCUAUCUACACAGUCCACGACAACUUUAUUACACCAUAUCUUUCUACCAGAAAGAUACCUAGAAUUUAUAGCAAUGUCUUUAGUAGAUUGGGUGCUCCACUCUCAAUCAAUAAGUUAAUCAAUAUGAACAUCAUUGAGCCAACGUUCUCUAACUACAUGGAUGUCAUAGAUGUUACAGCCUUAAUCUCUUCUCAGAAAGAAGACUGGUUCUCUAACAUACAACCUCAUUGCUAUCACACUGUCAGUGAGCCUAUUCCACAUGACCACCUUCGAGCUAUCUUAUACAAUUUGAUACCAAAGGGUCGAUUUGAACUACCUUUUCUGGUACUGGUGCUGAUACCAGUGUUGCGACUGAGAUAUGCUUUGGUAAAGAGUAGGCUAAGCACUGAUAUAGUUGUGGAGCAGAUCUCUCAUCCAAGCCUAUUAGUAGACAGGGAAUACCAGUUGUUCAAUCAACAACUGUGCCAACCAAACCAAUACUACAUGGGAAAGAAGGAGUUAAGCCAGUCUUUCUUCUAUUACGAAGAAGUCUAUUCUCGUCACUGGUUGAUCGAUGAGUCCACAGGCAUCCGGAGCAGUUUAUGUAACUGA
Striga asiatica is the source of this 609-nucleotide messenger RNA. NCBI's taxonomy places the organism in Eukaryota, Viridiplantae, Streptophyta, Magnoliopsida, Lamiales, Orobanchaceae. The record is from the annotation of a GenBank genome assembly.